AUGGAUUCCGACGAGUUUGAUGACGAUAUCGCUGAUGAGGACAUUCUCGCUGCCUUUGAUCAAGUAUCUUCGUCUAAUGGAGGGCAACUUGCGUCAACGUCUUCUUCGAAUGGAGCUAAAAGCAAUGUCCGCGACUUGAGUAAUCAGCAGCGGGCAGCACAGGAGCUGAAUGACUUACCCUCAGAUGCCUUCUCUUCACCAGAGCCUGUGAGGGGGAAUGUGCGGGCCCCGGCAAGGCCUUUGGUAACCGCUCGCACUGGUUUCAGCCGUACAAAUUCUGGAACCUUGCGACAAACUACCUUGUGGGGUGGUCAAGCAGCGACGGAGGAUGCUCCCCGUCCAUCUCAGCCUACGACUACCAGGGUCUAUCGCGCUGAUCUUCCCCCUGAACCACCAAGCCCUCAUGAACUUGAUAGAGAGGCGAUGAAGACUUGGGUGUAUCCAACAAAUCUGGGGCCAACUCGAGACUAUCAGUACAGUAUUGUCAGAAACAGUCUAUUCAACAACACGCUGGUAGCGCUGCCGACAGGUCUGGGAAAGACGUUUAUUGCUGCUACAGUGAUGCUCAACUUUUACCGAUGGACAAAGACGGCAAAAAUAGUCUUUGUAGCCCCAACAAAGCCGCUUGUAACGCAGCAGAUUGAUGCUUGUUACAACAUUGCGGGAAUACCUCGAUCGGAGACCACACUCCUUACCGGUGACAUCGCUCCCGCCCUGCGGAGUGACGAGUGGGAGAAGAGACGAGUUUUUUUCAUGACACCACAAACGCUCCUCAACGAUCUCUCACAUGGAUAUGCGGAUCCAAAGAGCAUUGGUCUUAUGGUCAUCGACGAAGCGCAUCGCGCUGUGGGUGAAUAUGCAUAUGCCAAAGCUACCAAACUCAUUCGUCGAUUCUCCAACAGUUUCCGGGUUUUGGCUUUGACGGCCACACCGGGCUCGAAAGUUGAAACAGUUCAAGAAGUCAUCGACAACCUGGGGAUUUCACACUGCGAAAUCCGAACCGAGGAAUCCCUUGACAUUCGACAGUAUGUGCAUCAGCGGAAUAUAGAUCAGAUAGUCCUCGACCCUUCGGAUGAGAUGAACCUCAUUGGUGAGCUCUUUACUGAAGCUCUCAAACCGUUGACCGAGAAGCUUAGCUCCCAAAAUAUAUGGUAUGGGCGGAACCCGAUGGCUCUUACAACAUACGGCUUGAUACAGGCUCAGAAGGAGUGGUUUGCCACGCGUGGGAAUCGCGCAAACCAGGGCGUCCAGUUUAUGAUGCGGGCAAUAUUUAGCGUGUUGACGAGUCUUGCACACUCGAUUAAACUAUUGCAGUUUCAUGGCAUCAAACCUUUCUACGACAACAUGGUCGACUUCCGCAGUGAACAAGAGGGAAAAGGCGAGAAAGGAUCCAAGUACAGACGCCAAAUCAUCGACAGCACCAGUUUCCAAGAAAUGAUGGAUAAAAUAGCCGGGUGGCUCAAACUGGAUGGCUUUGUGGGACACCCAAAGCUCACAGCCUUGGCUGACUGUGUCUUGAAUCAUUUCAUGGACAACGGGGAGGGAACUCGAGUCAUAGUGUUCAGCGAGUAUCGUGAUUCCGCCGAAGAAAUCGUGCGCAUGUUCAAUACCCAUCGGCCACUCAUCAAAGCUACCGUCUUUGUUGGGCAGGCGGAUGGCAAGCGCGGCGAGGGCAUGAAGCAGAAGCAGCAAAUAGAUACCAUUGAGAGAUUCAAGACUGGUGCCUACAACGUUCUCGUUGCCACGUCCAUUGGAGAAGAAGGGUUGGACAUUGGCCAGGUUGAUCUUAUUGUCUGCUAUGACUCUUCGGCAUCUCCAAUUCGAAUGCUGCAACGCAUGGGCAGAACGGGGCGAAAGCGAGCAGGCAACAUUGCGCUGCUCCUGAUGAGGGGAAAAGAGGAGGAACAGUUUGCCAAGUCCAAAGAUAAUUACGAAAAGAUGCAACAGCUCAUUUGCGAAGGGAGCCGGUUCAACUUUCGGUUUGAUCUCUCUACGAGGAUCGUGCCCCGAGAUAUACGGCCUGAAGUGGACAUGCGGCAUGUUGAGAUUCCAGUUGAGAAUACUCAAGACACAUCAUUGCCGGAGCCCAAGAAACGACAAGUUCCUCGAGGGAAAAAGAAGCCGCCCAAGAAGUUCCAUAUGCCAGAUGGAGUCCAGACUGGGUUUCAGAAAGUCAGUGAUUUUAUGAAGCUCACGACAAAUCCGGGACAGCCUGGGUCAAAACCAAGUUCAAAGCCAAAGAGAAACUCCGAGCUGGAUGAUGUGACAGCAAUUCCUGAACUGGAACGGGUUGUUCUUGGCCCAGAUGAACUUUAUGAGCUCGAUCGAACAUACCGGAAUCUACCAUUCAACUGUAGCGUGGUUGAAGAAACUGAUAUGCCGAACAUGACAGCCCAUCCAGCACUGCAACGACAACUACGCCCGACUGCCCAAGUUGCGCAUGGGACUCAAACAAAACGCUUAGUCAAGCUGUUACAAAAGCUGGAGGACGAUUCGGAUAGCCUCGUAAGGCCCUGCCGAGACGUGGACGCGAGCGAUUAUCUCGAAAUCCCAGUAAAACCCUUCGUGUAUUCCGAUAAUGGUGAGACAGAUGCCAGCGAUGAUCAGGCUGCAGCGGAUGGGAACAAGAGACAAGCCAUCGAAGUCGAAUCAGAUGACGACUCUUUGGUAUUCGAGGUCCCACAACAAAAGAGGAGAAAGGUUUCGACCAAAAAGACUCAACCCAAAAGGACCCCUCAGCCAGCUGCUCGGCGUGUCUUGGAGCCGGAAGACGAAGAUUUGCUUGGCUCCGAUCUUGAUAUAGACAUUGAAGAGGAAGAGCCUGGGCUGCCGCCCCGACUCAGCGAGGCAAAAAGACAGAAGAGGUUGAAUGCCAAGUCAAAAGGGAAAUAUUCACGGAAAGCUGCCAUCGGAAGUGAUGAGAUUGGAGACGACUGUGAAAGAGAUAGUGAUCUGCUUGAUGAGAGCGACUCGGAUGACGGAGCCGACUUGGUGGAUUUUGUCGUGGGGGACGACCAAGCAACAUCCAGCAUGCUUGAUUCCGAAGCGACGUCUCCUAUAAGGCUGAAUGAAUGGACACCGCAAGCAGGGGUAAGCAAACCCUAUUUUGUGCCAACUCAAUUUACAGCAACCCAAGAAAGCGAAGGUAUUCCUGAACUUGAUACGCUUGCCGGCUCAUCCAAGAUAGAAAGACGAGUGAACGAAGCGUCUGAAGAGGCGGCGCCAGCUAAGAGGAAGCGACGCACAAGACCUGCGUUCCUGGACAGUGACGAUAGUGAUGUUUAA
Molecule: messenger RNA, 3285 nt
Organism: Trichoderma virens Gv29-8
Lineage: Eukaryota; Fungi; Ascomycota; Sordariomycetes; Hypocreales; Hypocreaceae
Exons: 1
Coding region: 1-3285 (1094 amino acids)
Biological process (GO): interstrand cross-link repair; double-strand break repair via synthesis-dependent strand annealing; replication fork reversal
Molecular function (GO): ATP binding; four-way junction DNA binding; four-way junction helicase activity
Source: RefSeq, a predicted model, not a curated record